Messenger RNA from Capsicum annuum, 480 nucleotides. RefSeq lists its product as uncharacterized. The coding region runs from base 1 to 480 and encodes 159 amino acids. Lineage: Eukaryota; Viridiplantae; Streptophyta; Magnoliopsida; Solanales; Solanaceae. The transcript has 3 exons. The record is from RefSeq and is a predicted model, not a curated record.
AUGGCAAAAUCAUAUUUGAAGACUGAAUUUCACAUGUUAAUGGAGAAAGUGGAAGCAGUUGAUGCUAGAGUGAAGAAUUACUUGGAAUUGGUUGGUUACGAUAAGUGGGCUAGAUCGUAUGCAUCCGUUCAUAGUGGAUGGACUUUGACAUCAAACAUUACCGAGUCCAUUAAUGUUGCACAGCAGGCGCUGUAUACUUUUACGAAUCUUAUUGGUAAAUUUCAAAAAAUUCUUCAACAGAAUGAAACAGAGUGUACACGUAUGAAGGUUAUACCUGCAUCUGAGUACAUCUAUACAGUCCACGACACUGAGAAACAUUUUAUUAUUUGUCUUAAGGAAAAAAAAUAUCCUUGCAAUGCAUUUCAAUUGGAUGAGAUAGCAUGUGUUCAUGCUUAUGCAGUUCUUGAUAGCAAGAAUUUCAAGAAGAGACCAUAUUGCUCUGAUCUAUACAAACCCAAAAAUCGUAUUGAGAACAUAUGA